Messenger RNA from Suncus etruscus (white-toothed pygmy shrew), 2881 nucleotides. It is a transcript of the gene SSBP3, whose product is annotated as single stranded DNA binding protein 3. Gene Ontology annotation, biological process: positive regulation of transcription by RNA polymerase II. The transcript is spliced from 18 exons. Gene Ontology annotation, cellular component: nucleus. Gene Ontology annotation, molecular function: single-stranded DNA binding; protein binding. The record is from RefSeq and is a predicted model, not a curated record. Bases 285 to 1475 code for a protein of 396 amino acids. NCBI's taxonomy places the organism in Eukaryota, Metazoa, Chordata, Mammalia, Eulipotyphla, Soricidae.
CUCCCUCCCUCCCUCCAUCCCCAGGCCGAGCCGAGCCGAGUUGCAGGGCGAUGGGGCCGCGGCCGGGCUUGACGGUUCUUUGACAGCUGCUGGAAAGAGCGCGGAGCCGAGCCGAGCCAGUGCCUGGGGAGGAGGGAGCGCGGCCGGGGAGCGAUCGGGGAGCGAUCGGGGAGCGGGCAGCCCGGGAGGGGGCCGGGAGCGAGCGGCACAGGCAGCCCGGGAGCAGCGGCAGCGGCGGCGGCGGCGACGAGGCUCGGCGCCCUCCGCUUCCCUCCCUGCGCACCAUGUUCGCCAAAGGCAAAGGCUCGGCGGUGCCCUCGGACGGGCAGGCUCGGGAAAAGUUAGCCUUAUACGUCUACGAAUACUUGCUGCACGUAGGAGCACAGAAAUCUGCACAGACCUUCUUAUCGGAGAUUCGAUGGGAAAAGAACAUCACGUUGGGUGAACCGCCAGGGUUUUUGCAUUCGUGGUGGUGCGUAUUUUGGGACCUUUACUGUGCAGCUCCUGAAAGGCGAGACACUUGUGAACAUUCGAGUGAAGCGAAGGCCUUUCAUGAUUACAGUGCAGCCGCUGCCCCGAGCCCUGUGCUUGGCAACAUUCCUCCCAAUGAUGGGAUGCCAGGAGGCCCCAUCCCACCCGGUUUCUUUCAGGGUCCUCCGGGGUCACAGCCCUCGCCGCACGCACAGCCACCUCCUCACAAUCCCAGCAGCAUGAUGGGACCCCACAGUCAGCCUUUCAUGUCACCACGCUACGCAGGCGGCCCCAGGCCCCCGAUCAGAAUGGGAAACCAGCCUCCGGGUGGUGUUCCUGGGACACAGCCGCUGCUGCCUAACUCCAUGGAUCCCACACGACAGCAAGGGCACCCCAACAUGGGAGGAUCGAUGCAGAGGAUGAACCCUCCCCGAGGCAUGGGGCCCAUGGGCCCUGGCCCACAGACUGACCCUUGGUUAUCAUUGCAGAAUUACGGCAGCGGCAUGAGACCACCACCCAACUCCCUCGGCCCCGCCAUGCCCGGGAUUAACAUGGGCCCGGGAGCUGGCCGACCCUGGCCCAACCCCAACAGUGCUAACUCAAUCCCAUACUCCUCCUCGUCUCCCGGUACCUAUGUGGGUCCUCCUGGUGGAGGUGGCCCUCCAGGAACACCCAUCAUGCCCAGUCCUGCAGAUUCAACAAAUUCCAGUGACAACAUCUACACAAUGAUUAAUCCGGUGCCGCCCGGAGGCAGCCGGCCCAACUUCCCGAUGGGUCCCGGCUCGGAUGGCCCGAUGGGAGGCAUGGGUGGUAUGGAGCCUCACCACAUGAACGGAUCGCUAGGGUCAGGUGACAUAGAUGGACUCCCCAAAAAUUCUCCUAACAACAUAAGUGGCAUUAGCAAUCCUCCGGGCACCCCUCGAGACGAUGGCGAGCUAGGAGGAAACUUUCUCCACUCCUUCCAGAAUGACAAUUACUCCCCAAGCAUGACGAUGAGUGUGUGACCCCCCCCUUUCUCUGAGACGCUCAGACAUGUGGCAUCGCAGGCAGGAAGAUGCCAGAAAUUAUGCAAGAAGACAAGAAGACGUGAGGCAUCGUUAUCCAGGAGCUGGGGGGCAUCCCUCUGAGCCCCCCCAACCCUUGCCACUCCCCCACCUCCCCAACUUUAGUUUCAUGCAAUAAAAAGGCCGAACUUCUUAUUCCAUAAAACAUGAAGGACAAGACGUAAAAUAAAAUCUGUUUCAAGUCCAUGCCCAGAAGCCCCGUCAUCCCCGCCGUUCCUGGAAGGACCUUUUAUGUACAUGACACUUUUUGUUGGUUUCUUUAUUUCAGUUUUUUUGUUGUUGUUGUUGUUCGUUUGGGGUUUUACUAUUGUUGGAAAUUUAUUUUCAAUGUUUUCAGGGUUUUGUUUUUGUUUCUUUUUCCCAGGGUGGGGGGUGAUUUUCAAAAUGGAAGCUUCUAGCAAGUCCCCACCCACCCCCACAAACUCUUUGCUUUUUUCUUUAAAAAAAAAAAAAGGAAAACGAAAAAGGACAAAAAAAAAAAAAUAAUAACCCAGCACGCUGGGCUGCAGCUGCCCCAUUGUCACACGCCGAGAGGGGGCCAGGCCGGGACACCAGACUGAGAUGGACAAGCAGGUCCCCGAGGCCUCUGAGAAGGAAGAGAGGUUGCUGCUGCCACUUGGGCCUCUUGGUGGGUGCAGAGGAUGAGGGAGGGGCCGAGCCCACUCUGGGUUUGCCCGUUCCUCCUGCCACAGGGGUGCUUGCAGCUGUAGACCCUAUGAACUGAAAAACUUCACCCCCACUUUGGACCACCGAGCGCUUCCCGGAUCCCUAUAGGUGAAGACUGCCUGUGGCCCCCAGCACCGCCUCUCCAGCCCCUCUUCUGCCCCCCCCCCCAGCCCGUGUUUCCAGAGAAUCCUGCCGGCUGUGGGGGUAGCCCAGACACAAGAGGGGAGCCAUGUCUCCCCUGGAAGGCUGUGAUCUGGGCCCUAGAUUUGUUUUUUCUUUCUCCUUCCUUUCUCUCAAGAAUGGGAUAUGGACCAGGAUUGCUCUGUAUAUGCCCAGAACUGGCGGGAAGAGAAGAGCGGGGCUCGCCGUGGAGGACGGGGGACAGGCCCACCAACAACCAAACCGACGUGCUGUUUUGCUCCUGUUUUUAUUUUCAAAAACCGACUGGCCACAGCGAAGCCUGGCCCGCCCAGCAGGGGUGCCUCGUGGCCCACCUCACCUCACCACCUCCACGGGAAACUGGGCCUAAGACACCCCAAUUCUUUGUACAUUGACUCCCCCGCCCCUCCUCUCCUGUAGCUGGUCUUUGUUUUCUCCCCGCCCCCUUUCUGAUCCAUGUAUAUCAUAUUAUGUGACAUAUCAUCUGCCUGAAAAAAAGACCUCGUGCGGAUUAAUGGGAA